GAGUUUUGCUCUCGUUGCCCAGGCUGGAGUGCAAUAGCGCGAUCUCGGCUCACUGCAACCUCUGCCUCCCAGGUUCAAGCAAUUCUCCUGCCUCAGCCUCCCGAGUAGCUGGGAUUACAGACACGUGCCACCACACCUGGCUAAUAUUUUUUGUAUUUUUAGUAGAGAUGGGGUUUCUCCAUGUUGGUCAGGCUGGUCUUGAACUCCUGACCUCAGGUGAUCCGCCCACCUCGGCCUCCCAAAGUGCUGGGAUUACAGGCGUGAUCCACCGCGCCCGGCCUCAUCUGUUGUUUCUUGACUUUUUAAUAGCCACCAUUUUGACUGCCAUGAGAUGGUAUAUCGUUGUGGUUUUGAUUUCCAUUUCUCUAAUGAUCGGUGAUGUGGAACUUUUUUCAUAUGUUUGUUGGCCACAUGUAUGUAAAGACACCCAUUUCUUUAUGUGCUUGACAUGGCCUUAAAUAUGCAUGUAUCCUUGUAAAAUACAUCGUGUUGUUCUUUGUGCCUUUUAAAUUUACCUACAUGGUAUUCUGCUAAAAAUAAUUUCCUGCAUCUAAAUUUUUUUCUUUAGAUACAAAGCAUCUGUUUGUAUAUGUACACCAAUCACUGUGUCAAACUGCUGUAUACAUAGCCCAUAUACAAUACACAUUGUAGCAUUAUUUAUAAUAACAGUUUGAAAUAACCUAAAUACUGCACACUAGGGAAUGGAUAACUAACCCUAGUACACCAGCUGUGUUAAAUAUCAUGCCUUCAUUAACAAUGAUACUUCUCGAUAUGAAGGGGCACAUGCUUAUGACAAUGUUAAGUGAGAAAAGCGGACAAAACAGUCUAAAUUGUGACAACAACCACAAAAAUAUACAUUAAUACAGCCAAGGGCUAGAAAGGAUCAGAGAAAAAUGAAACAGGUAUGUAUGUCUGAGCAAGGGAAUCAUGGGUAACAUUUCUCAUGUACAGUAGCUCCCCCUAUUCGAAGUUUCGCUUUCCAAGGUGUCAGUUACCCCCAGUCGAACUUGGUCCAAAAAUAUUACACGAAAAAUUCCAGAAACAAUUCAUAAGUUUUAAAUUGUGCAGUGUUCUGAGUGGUGUGAAGAAAUCUUGCACCAUCCAGCUUCGUCCUGCAAAGGACCUGAAUUCUACCUUUGUCCAGCGGAUCCACACUGCAGAAGGUCCCCUCCUUAUGAGUCACUUAGUAGCUGCAAGAGUAGUGAUGCUGGCAUACUGUGAGAAUUGUUCUAUUUUAUUAUUAUUGUUGUUCAUCUCUUACUGGGCCUAAUUUUCAAAUUAAACUUUAUCACAGAUAUACAUGCAAAGGAAAAAACAGUAUAUUAGGGUUUGGUACUAUUUGCGGUUUUAGGCCUUCACUGGGGGUUUUGGAUCCCAUCCUACAGGAAUAAUGGGGUGCUCCUGUAGCUGUUAGUAAGACGAUGGUGUGCCUGGGGAUUUGUACUAUACACCACAGCAUCUUCUACAGUCGUUUUGGGGGAGAGGGAGGAUCAGAGCAGUAUCAAUCUGCUGCUCCUUGCCCCAAAACUGGCAAGAGGCGCCUUUCCUCAGCCAGAAAGGCCUCUUCUCCACCAGCUGUGUCCUGCAAUCAACUGCAGCUGUAUUGGUCUCACCCCAUGGGAAACAGGUUUGAAGUUAAAAACCUUUUCAGAGGGCCGAGAUAAAUUUAGUGCUGCUAAAUUUAACUAUCUUCAAGAUUAAACAUGAAAAGCAAAGUGCAUGAGUUAUGUAUAUUAUUCUUUCAAUUGUGCAAAAAUAAGACAUUAACUUGUUUUUGCAUGGAAAAAUUCUGCAAGAAUAGAGAAGAAAUGUUUACAGUUACCCCUGGGAUCUGGGAUAAAAGAGAGACAUCAUGCUUUUCUUUAAAAAAAAAAAAUAGGUUUUUGUGGAUUUUUUUGUUUUUGUUUUUUUGACAGAGUCCAGCUCUGUAGCCCAGGCCAGAGUGCAGUGGUGGGAUCUCGGUUCAUUGCAACCUCCAUCUCCUGGGUUCAAGUGAUUCUUGUGCCUCAGCCUCCGUAGUAGCUGGGAUUACAGAUGUGCACCACCACAGCCAGCUAAUUUUUGUAUUUUCAGUAGAGACGGAGUUUCACCUUGUUGGUCAGGCUGGUCUCCAGCUCCUGACCUCAGGCUAUCCGCCCGCCUCGGCCUCCCAAAGUGCUGGGAUUACAGGCCUGAGCCACUGCGCCUGGCCCAUGCUUUUCUCUACAGUAUGAAAGGAAUAUGUACUUUCUUCUUUAAAACCAUGUACCAAACAGCACUUUUCAAUUAAAAUGUUAUUUUUAAAAGUUUAAAUCCCCAAAUUUCAUGGCUCUAACUUUUUAAACAUCACUUUUUAAAUAAAUGUCUAAGUUUUUAACUUAUUAUACAGCGUUCUCCAAAACAACAAAUUCAUAUUCUGAGCCCAAAACUGUGCACCUCUUUUAGUGAUGAGGACGGAGUCCAAAUUGAGGACAUCCCUUAUAGCUCACAAUGCACACAUAUUCUCACAUCAAUAGCAACAUAGAAUGCAACUGAUGACCAAUAUAUAUUCACAAAUAAUUGAGGACCAUGGCUAAGAGUUGCAUUCGGAUUCCGAUGUGACUGCUAUUGUCCUUAACACGGACUAGCUCCAGGUGAGUCCCCCGGCCCCGGGGGUGUGGCGGGCGUCACCCGUUGUCCGGGCACACACCCCGCAGACCCAAUCCUAGCCCGCUGGCUAGACCAUGGAGGGCCGCUGGGUGCAGCCACAGAGCGCGGGGCCCCGGCGACCCCGCCCCGCUCCGCGUCACUCGGCGCCCUGCGGCGCGCGAUGAGCACCUACCACUAGCGGAGCCGCGAGGGAGAGGCCGCGGCCCCUUCCCGUUGCCUGCGGCCACGGGCCGGCAUUCAGAGCCCCUCGCCUGGCGCUAAAUUUAAAAACGUAACACGAGCAGCAGGCUGGUCUCGGAAACGAAACGAAACUCGGUCCCUGGGCCUCCUCCCGGGCGCUGCCGGUCCCUCAGCGCGCCGCGCCACCCGGAACAGACCGUUCUCCCGCCAUUUUCGGCGGGGCUGGGAGACUGAGGCCCGCGGCGCUGAGCCUGCGGCGCCCCGGAAGAGGCGGGCGGCAUGGCCGCCGGCGUGGACUGCGGGGACGGGGUUGGCGCCCGGCAGCACGUGUUCCUGGUUCCAGAAUAUUUAAAAGAUGCUUCAAAGAAGAUGAAAAAUGGGCUAAUGUUUGUAAAACUGGUUAACCCCUGUUCAGGAGAAGGAGCCAUUUACUUGUUCAAUAUGUGUCUACAGCAGCUGUUUGAAGUAAAAGUUUUCAAGGAAAAACACCAUUCUUGGUUUAUAAAUCAAUCAGUUCAAUCAGGAGGUCUUCUCCAUUUUGCCACACCUGUGGAUCCUCUAUUUCUGCUUCUCCACUACCUCAUAAAGGCUGAUAAGGAGGGGAAGUUUCAGCCCCUUGAUCAAGUUGUGGUGGAUAACGUGUUUCCAAAUUGCAUCUUGUUGCUGAAACUUCCUGGACUUGAGAAGUUACUUCAUCAUGUGACAGAGGAAAAAGGUAAUCCAGAAAUAGACAACAAGAAAUAUUACAAGUACAGCAAAGAGAAGACAUUAAAGUGGCUGGAAAAAAAGGUUAAUCAAACUGUGGCAGCAUUAAAAACCAAUAAUGUGAAUGUCAGUUCCCGGGUACAGUCAACUGCAUUUUUCUCUGGUGACCAAGUUUCCACUGACAAGGAAGAGGAUUAUGUUCGUUAUGCCCAUGGUCUGAUAUCUGACUACAUCCCUAAAGAAUUAAGUGAUGACUUAUCUAAAUACUUAAAGCUUCCAGAACCUUCAGCCUCAUUGCCAAAUCCUCCAUCAAAGAUGGCAGCACAAAGACAGAAAAGGGGCAAGUGAUGGUGGUGGCUCCACGCAAGGCUUGGCGGUUUUCCCUGCAACUUCAGACACUCCCAGAGGACUCGGACUUUUUCUUCUGCACUUUUUUGGAAAAUCGCCAGAUGCCAAAAGGUGUAUUUUAAAGCGCUGACUGUAAAUGCUUUAUUUCUUUGAUUAGUACCACUAGUCUAUGUGGGCAGCGGCAUUCCUCCCUGGAGCACUCAGCUAGGCGGUUCCGUCCAGGAGCUUGAAAGCAUCCCAGUGGUGCACCUGUUCAGUCUGAGGACCUCAAGCUUGGGUCAGGCCAGCAUGUUUUAGGUAUGGAUGUGGUGACUUAAAGUACUUGAUUGUCUUGAUUUCACCCUGAAAGCUUUGGCAAACCAAGUUUCAACCCUUACUUUAAAAAUCUGACACUGCUUUACUCCAUAUCAAUUUGGAAGCUUCUAAUUCAUAAAUAUACCUAAAUGUUGGCAUUUUAUCUCUCCAGGAGUUAUUAAACAUUUCUUCCUUUUUAGAA
Messenger RNA from Gorilla gorilla gorilla (western lowland gorilla), 4357 nucleotides. It is a transcript of the gene RNASEH2B, whose product is annotated as ribonuclease H2 subunit B. Gene Ontology annotation, cellular component: nucleoplasm; ribonuclease H2 complex. Gene Ontology annotation, biological process: RNA catabolic process. Bases 3088 to 3861 code for a protein of 257 amino acids. NCBI's taxonomy places the organism in Eukaryota, Metazoa, Chordata, Mammalia, Primates, Hominidae. The transcript is spliced from 10 exons. The record is from RefSeq and is a predicted model, not a curated record.